Messenger RNA from Helicoverpa armigera (cotton bollworm), 2000 nucleotides. RefSeq names its product NF-kappa-B inhibitor-interacting Ras-like protein (gene kappaB-Ras). The transcript is spliced from 3 exons. NCBI's taxonomy places the organism in Eukaryota, Metazoa, Arthropoda, Insecta, Lepidoptera, Noctuidae. The coding region runs from base 227 to 880 and encodes 217 amino acids. Gene Ontology annotation, molecular function: GTPase activating protein binding; GTPase activity; GTP binding. The record is from RefSeq and is a predicted model, not a curated record. Gene Ontology annotation, biological process: Ral protein signal transduction; canonical NF-kappaB signal transduction.
UGUCAACAAAGCACAGCAGUGGACGUCGCUGCUGUAAAAUUAUUUACGAUUAUUUUAAACUAAAAAUAUACUUUGAACUAGUAUUAUAAACAUAAAUUAGAUUUAUAUCAUCCAAAUAACAUAAACGACUUUGUUGACAUGUCAUAGCACGUUGCACAGUAUAAUUACACCUUCGCAAUGUUUCGAAAGUGAAUUCCUAUUCCUAACACAGUAAAAUAACUUGAAAAUGGGGAAAACAAGCAAAGUUGUCAUCUGUGGAAUGAAAGGGGUUGGCAAAACUGCUGUUUUGGAGCAACUUAUAUACGGAAAUGUGAAUUUAAAGUCUUGUUUUUACCCGACGAUUGAAGAUAUCUAUGUGGCAAAUAUAGAGACAGAUAGGGGGACUAAAGAGAGAGUCUGUUUCUACGACACGGCGGGACUGGAGCCCCCGCUUACAGGCGAGUUCAAAGGACCUCCUCAAUCCCCCACGAUGCAGCUGACAGCCAACCAAGUGCUCCAGCGACAUUACCUGGGCUUCGCUGAAGGUUUCGUUAUGGUGUAUGACACCACCAGACCAGAGUCGCUGGAUGUCCUCAUGUAUUUGAAGAAGGAUAUUGAUAGGAAUAAGGAUAAGAAAGAGGUAAUAAUGCUAGUUAUCGGCAACCGCACCGGUCCGGACGACGUCAACAGCCUAGAAAACACGUGCUCGAAAGCCUCAAACUGGUGCGCGCGGGAAAAGAUCCGCCAUUUUGAAGUCUCCGCCAUGGACCGCCCCUCGUUGUACGAACCAUUCAUCUUCAUGACAUCAAGACUCAACCCCGUACAAAAUAAAACAGCGUUCCCACAACUAAGUACGUUAAGCAAGUUGACCCAAAAAAAUAACAAAAGUGAAGCCAUGUAACGGUACGUUUUUAGUCUAUGCCCUUUCUGCUAUCAACCGUGAAGGUUGGUAGUCUUGUCUGUGGUUCGAAGCGAGCUGUCAAAAUUUUGGCGCGUAAUUUAAUAUGGUGCUUGUAGGUUUUUUGAUCGCUUUUUAAUGGAAUAGUAGUGCUUUAUACAAAAUUAUUGUAGAAUAUUUGAGAACGUAGAAGUUUACAAUAUUAUCUAUAUUUAUAUCAUCGACAUUUUCAAAAUGUUCAUUGUCUUUGGGACGACAACAACUUAAUGCAGACAAAUACAAGCUGUUGAUUUGCAUCCGUGCCAUAGUCAAGGACGUAAAUAUGCUAAUGAUUCUCGACCCAAAUCAACGAAAAAAUGGGUAGGUAAUUUUUUCAUGUUUUUUUCUUAUUUACGUAUAUCCGUCAGUGUAACCCAGCCGUACUUUAAUUCGGCGCGUGUGUUACUAGCCUUACUACCGCGCUGCGCACUCACACAAACGCAAACGAUACAUGCACAAAGCAUACGCAACGAUCGUUCAAUAAAAAUCGUAGAUCAUCCAGCCUACCCAAAUUCACCCAAUCACAGUGCGAGUACUCCCACACACUCGCCUCGCCGCCGCGCCGCUCCCCGCGUGCCCUUGAAGCCGGAACAAACAAGCGCCGACGGCAAGCAGUGUGUUUGAUGUCGCCGCCGCUGCUGCGUACGUGCGCUUUGAAUUCCGCGACGUGUAGGUACAAAGUGCGAGAUGACGGAAAACUACACGAACACGAGUUGGUGGCGAUGGUCCGCCUGUAUGCCAUCAGUGACAACAGUGUACUAACAGCCAUCCAUCCUCCGAGCCUUUUCCCAAUCAUGCUGGGGUCGGCUUCCAGUCUAACCGGAUUCAGCUGAGUACCAGUGCUUUACAAGAAGCGACUGCCUAUCUGACCUCCUCAACCCAGUUACCCGGGCAACCCGAUACCCCUUGGUUAUACUGGCUUCUGACUACCCGUUACGACUGCCAAGGAUGUGCAAUGACAGCCGUACAUACCUAUGUUCCGGGAAAUGUUUACCGACCGGGAACCCUCAUCACGGAGGGUCAUGCUGGUCAUGUGACAGACUUAUGUGCUAGGACCGUCAACUUAGUGCUUUCGACACAAUAA